Messenger RNA from Amyelois transitella, 1225 nucleotides. It is a transcript of the gene Zfrp8, whose product is annotated as programmed cell death protein 2. The transcript has 6 exons. The record is from RefSeq and is a predicted model, not a curated record. Gene Ontology annotation, cellular component: cytoplasm; nucleus. NCBI's taxonomy places the organism in Eukaryota, Metazoa, Arthropoda, Insecta, Lepidoptera, Pyralidae. The coding region runs from base 126 to 1193 and encodes 355 amino acids.
UUGAUAUUGAUACAUAGAAUCAAUGUUUGAAGAAGACGUGCAUGGUCCGUGCGCAGAUUGUAUUUCAAUAUUUUUUGUUAGAUCUGCGUUUAUAUCAAAUUAAAAAACAAUUCGUGGUCUGAAAAAUGAGUGAGAAUAAAAUUGACAUCGGCAUACUGGAAGAAAAAUGUAGUUGGCUCUUGCAUCCUCGAUUUUUUCCGAGUAAAAUCGGUGGCAAACCUGCAUGGCUGGAUCUUCAAAACUUGCCUAUACCUUUUGUGCUGUCUUGUAAAAAGUGUAAAGACCCAUUAGUAUUUUUGUGUCAAAUUUAUGCCCCAUAUGAAGAAGACGAAAAUAGUUUUCAUCGGACAAUUUUUAUUUUCAUAUGUAGAAAUGGACCAUGCUGUCAGCCAAAUUCUUCUGAAAAUUUCUUGGUCCUCCGUUGCCAACUUCCUCGAAAGAACCCUUUUUAUUCAUAUGAGCCGUAUGAAGAGAAUGAAAAUGAGGUUUUUCCAAUGGACAAGUGGGCCAAUUUAUGUGAUGUUUGUGGCAUCAAAGGUCCUUCUCAUUGUGCAAAAUGUAAAAAAGUUUAUUACUGCAGUCGUAAACACCAGAUUUUGGAUUGGCAGAAAGGACAUAAGGAAUAUUGCUCUGUUGUACAACAGAAUCCUACUUCAUGUAAAAUUAACAACUUUAUUGUAACAGAAUCAGGUAAAUCUAUUUUAUUCAAGGAGUGGGAACUUAUUGUUGAUGAAGAAGAUGAGGAAGAUAAGGACAAUGUGGAUGUGAAUCAUGAAAUGGAAAAAUUGAGAAAACUAAUGCAGGAAAAGAAGGCAGGCAGUUUAGACAAUGUUAGUGAUACUGAAUUGGAGCAGUAUACUAGGCCAUUGCCAGAAGAUAAAGUUUUCAAUAAAUUCAGCAAGAGAGUUGCAAGGCAUCCGGACCAAGUCCUAAGAUAUGAUAGAGAUGGACAUCCUUUAUGGAUUACAGGAAAUUCUGAUAGUUUCAUAGAUAUACCAAAAUGUCAGUACUGUAAUGGUGAAAGACAAUUUGAAUUUCAGAUCAUGCCACAGUUACUUAACUUUAUCGAUGUUGGUAUAGACUUAAACAGUAUAGAUUGGGGAGUGUUAGCAGUCUACACCUGUAAAAGAAGUUGUAAUGGGGGACCCAGCUAUAAGGAAGAAUACAUAAUAAAACAAGAUUUAACAAACUAAUACACAUAUUUUUACUAAAUAAAUAAUUAUUU